Nothoprocta perdicaria is the source of this 576-nucleotide messenger RNA. Its product is annotated as cysteine-rich protein 1. NCBI's taxonomy places the organism in Eukaryota, Metazoa, Chordata, Aves, Tinamiformes, Tinamidae. The transcript has 5 exons. Gene Ontology annotation, biological process: intrinsic apoptotic signaling pathway in response to DNA damage; regulation of gene expression. The record is from RefSeq and is a predicted model, not a curated record. The coding region runs from base 1 to 234 and encodes 77 amino acids. Gene Ontology annotation, molecular function: zinc ion binding.
AUGCCCAAGUGCCCGCGCUGCCAGAAGGAGGUCUACUUCGCCGAGAAGGUGACUUCKCUGGGCAAGGACUGGCACCGGCCCUGCCUGCGCUGCGAGAAAUGCAACAAGACGCUGACGUCGGGCGGCCACGCGGAGCACGACGGCAAGCCCUACUGCAACCACCCCUGCUACGCCGCCCUGUUCGGGCCCAAAGGCUUUGGACGGGGGGGAGCCGAGAGCCACACGUUCAAGUAAACCCCAGGUGCGACGGCCGGCGCUCCCGGUGCAGCCCGAGGACAGCGCGAACCCACCGCAGUGGGCAGGCCUUUCAAUUCACCCUGUAGCAGACUAGCACCUUAAAAGCACUAAAUUACCUAGGGAUGGAGCUGGUGCGGAGAGGGGCUCCGCUCCUCCAUCCGGAGAGCUGCGGCGGAGCCCGGACACGUCRUUGGGUAGGGAGUUUGGCUGGUGUCACCCCAGGCCUUGAGGAGAGGAGCCCGCACCCAUCCAGCCACCACCCAGCCCCGCUUCUGGCAGCCGGCUCCCGCGGCGGGACCUGCGCCUGUAUUCCCGAGCUGCAAUAAACUCCAAGACGCU